CUGUUUUGGCUGCAAGCACCUGCUCAUGCAGCCAAGGCAGAAUUGAGCACCACCCAUUAGCUGAUGUCACAGGUGAUGUCAGCUGAUUGACAGGUGGUGUGAUCUGUUAAAAAUGGCCAUGUGGGCCAAAUUGGACCCCACCCUGAUUAGAUGUGAACCGACGUUCAAGACUGGACUAAGCAUUGCACUUGAUGCAAAAUCCUCAUGCUCGGUUAGGCCCCCAAAAUGCACUUCAACUCACUUGAGGCUACACAGAUCCUUCAGCUGCCACACCUUUCUGCUGCUGUUGCUCUUGUUCCCAGGCUUCCCUGCAGCUUCUCAUAGCCUGAAACCAUCCCUUCCCCCUAUUGUCAAAGAGAGCCCUUUUCUAGUGGCCUGGAAUGCACCAACUGCUCGUUGCCCAGCUUACAAGGUCCCUCUCAGCUUGGAUUCCUAUGGCAUCCUAGUGAAUUCCCAGGGAGCCUUUGUGGGUGAGAACAUCACCAUCUUCUACUAUGACCAGCUGGGCUUGUAUCCCUAUUACUUGAAUACAACCGUGCCACCUACUGCCAUCAAUGGGGGCUGCCCUCAGAAUGCCAGCCUGAUGGAACACUUGGGCAAGAUGAAGAGGGACAUUGCUGUGGCCAUGCCCUGCAACUCCUUUGCAGGCCUCUCUGUGAUUGACUGGGAGAACUGGAGGCCCCAGUGGGUACGCAACUGGGAUAAGAAAAAUGUCUAUCGGAACAUGUCUCUCCAUCUUGUAAGACAAAGGAACCUCCAUUUGUCUGAUUCCCAGGCAGAAAUGAAGGCCAAGUGGGAAUUUGAGACGGCUGCUAAGAAGUUCAUGUCUGACACCCUCCAGCUAGCCCGCUCUCUGCGCCCCGAUGGCUGGUGGGGCUACUACCUCUUCCCAGAAUGCUAUAACUACCACUAUUUGGAUGACUUUGAGAACUUCACAGGGCAUUGCCCUCCACUAGAAGUGCAGCGUAACAACGAGCUGAUCUGGCUUUGGGAAAACAGUAAGGCCCUCUACCCUUCAAUCUACAUGGAGGAGGUGCUGAGGACCUCUCCACAAGGGAAGAAGUUUGUGUGGGCCAAAGUGGGGGAAGCCCUGAGAGUGGCUGAGCUGCCUUCUGUCCAACACUCCCUACCCGUCUUUGUGUAUGCCAGACCGUUCUACACCUACACGCUGAAGGAGUUGACUCAGACAGACUUGGUGUACACCAUUGGGCAGGCUGCAGCCAUGGGGGCUCACGGCAUUGUACUCUGGGGAGACGCAGACUACUCUCGCAACCGGACCAACUGCUUAAAGAUUCAGGACUACCUGCUUAGCACCUUAGGCCCUUAUAUUGUCAAUGUGACCAUGGCAACCAAACUUUGCAGUCAAAUUAUCUGCAAUAAUCAUGGCCGCUGCAUUCGCCGAAGGAUGGACUCGGACACCUACCUGCACCUCAGCCCUGACUCCUUCCAGAUCCAAACAAGCACAGACGGCAAUCAAACCCAAGUGUCGGUGAUGGGGACCUUGAGCCGUCAGCAGCAGGACAAGAUGAGAGCAGAGUUCAUGUGUCACUGCUACCAGGGCUGGAAUGGAGAAAGUUGUCAUUCCCGGGGGCACGGCUUCAGGCUGCGGACAUGUGACUGGUUCAUUCCUGGGGUGAUUCUGCUUGCACUGUGGGCGCGGCAUUUAUGAGCCGUUUGAACCAGUUUGUUAUAUAUGUGGAUUUUUGUGAAGCCCAUGGUGUGAAGUGAAUCCCACAACCCUCCGCAUGGUGCAGAAAAGGGAAGAACGAUAUGAGCAUGGCGUUUAGUGACAGAAGUGUUGUUAAGUGAUCUGUGGCUCUCACUGUCUUCCCACAAUGUUCUCCUCCCUGUGGUAUUUCACUGGAAAAAUGAGCACAUGUGGAUUUCCCCCAACAACUUCCAUGACCUAUGCAGGAUUCUAUUCUUCCAACAUACUGAUGAUUUUCUUUUAGUUUUGUAACUCUCUUCACCAGCAUUGAUUCAGCUUUAAUACUCAGUGGUGCAUAUUUUCCUAAACUGUGACCAGAACAGUAGUUUUUUAAUACUUUUUUUUAAAGCAAAACUUAUCCAGCCAGGAUGUGAUAUUUAUAACAGUUACAUACAGCAUUGUACUGUAUUUAAGCAGAUUAUUUAUACACAGAGCAAACUUUUCCUACUUGAACCAGCUAGGUGUCCUCCAUAUGUGAUUGGUACUGUUUGAUUGAAGCAUAUCUGUCUGUCUAUGUCAAGCUACCUCUCUUAUCUUAUCAAGUGGGAGCAAGAUAAAAAUAUGUUUUUUUAAUUAAUAUUUUCAUGUGACACAGAUUAGCCUAGCAAAUCAUACUUCAAUAUUGCAACCUACUGAAAGCCAUAAGCACCAUGAUUUAACAUCAAUGGCUCUCAAACAUUCCCCCACCUCACCUCCAUAGGCCACUUAAAAAUUGCAAGAGAUCCUGACAGACCACGUAUUUUUGUUGUUGUUGAACAAAUCAAACCACAUAACAUAUAUUUGAAUAACAGUGGUCUUGUUUUUCUAAUUGUGAUAGAUGUGCCUGUUUUUGUGAGCAAAGUGCUGUGGAGUCGGGUGUCAUGCUUGCUGUAACCUCAGGUCAAAAUGGCCUCGAUCUCAGUCACCAGAAGGAAUAAAUCAAGUGAAGAGCCAAA
Molecule: messenger RNA, 2643 nt
Organism: Rhineura floridana
Lineage: Eukaryota; Metazoa; Chordata; Lepidosauria; Squamata; Rhineuridae
Product: hyaluronidase-4-like
Exons: 4
Coding region: 113-1669 (518 amino acids)
Biological process (GO): hyaluronan catabolic process; carbohydrate metabolic process
Molecular function (GO): hyalurononglucosaminidase activity
Source: RefSeq, a predicted model, not a curated record